AUGUCUGGAGCACUUCUUCUCUCACAACACUUAAAAUUUCUACGGGAACAUCUUGUUGCUUUACCUGCUAAUUAUCGAAGUUUUGACUCGAAUAGAGCCACAAUUCUUUAUUUCACUUUAUCGACACUUGACGUGCUGGGGAAAUUGGAGGAAGAGGUGGAUGCAGAAUUAAGAAGAAAACUUAUCGAAUGGAUUUAUCGUUUGCAGUUGAAAAGUGAUUCUGGUUAG
This is a messenger RNA of Loa loa (African eye worm), 228 nucleotides long. RefSeq lists its product as hypothetical. Bases 1 to 228 code for a protein of 75 amino acids. NCBI's taxonomy places the organism in Eukaryota, Metazoa, Nematoda, Chromadorea, Rhabditida, Onchocercidae. The transcript is spliced from 2 exons. The record is from RefSeq and is a predicted model, not a curated record.